GUGGCACCAAACAAACAACCAAUCAAAAAUGAAUGAUUGAUUGAAUAAUAAUCGAACCAUUUUAUAAAAUUGCACCAGUAUAUAUUGUGUACACUGUACACACACACACACAAAAAAAACGCAAAGAGAUAAAAUACUACCAUAGUGAAUAUUAUAGCCAAUUAAACUUGAACCUCGUGGCUUUUUUUUGUUGUUGUUGUUGUUGGUUGAUUACCAGAUCACGCCAUUUCUAUGGUGCAUUUUUUUUUACUGUUUUGUGCCAAUAUUUAUAUAAAUGAAACAAGUUUUUUUUCCGUUUUUUUUUCUCAUCAUCAUUUAAACACACACACACUAAAUAUAUACAUUGUUAAUAGUUGCAACGUGUUAAUUAAUCGUGUGAUUUGUUUUUUUUUUUUUAUAGAGAUUUUCAAAUUUUCAUUCUCAUUCACAAUCAAAUCAUCAUCGAAUCAUUCAAUUUCAAAUUUUUCCUGUGUCAAUACAACACUAUAAUUUGUGGAGAAAAAUUAACCAUGAUCAAGAUGGACACAUUUCGUAUGAUUCCAUUUGAAGCAACGAAUCCUUUAUCGCCUAAUUAUAGUUAUGUUUUCAAUUUUGAAAAUGAAUUCCGUUAUCAUAAACGUGUGGCAUGGAUGCGUGAACAUUGGACCGAUUCAUUCUAUUGGACCAUUAUUUAUUUAUCGUUUAUAUUUUUUGGCCGCAUUUAUAUGGAAUCAAGACCAAAACCAUUUCGUUUAAAAUGGCCAUUAAUUUUAUGGAAUUUAAUGUUGGCCACAUUCUCCAUUAUGGGCACUAUUCGUGUAUGGCCAGAAAUGAUGCAUGUAUUACGAAAUUAUGGUUUCUAUCAUUCAGUCUGUUCUAAUUCUUAUCAUAGAGAGGUUCCAAUUUCUAGUUUUUGGACAUAUUUAUUUGUAUUGUCUAAAGUACCGGAACUAGUCGACACUGUAUUCGUUGUAUUACGUCGACAGAAAUUGAUAUUUUUACAUUGGUAUCAUCAUACUACUGUAUUGAUAUUCACAUGGUAUUGUUAUGCCGAUGAAACUUCUGUAGCUCGUUGGUAUGUUUAUAUGAAUUAUUCAGUUCAUGCAAUGAUGUAUUCAUAUUAUGCCAUACGUGCUGCUGGAAUACGACUACCAAAACCGUUGGCAAUGUCGAUUACAAUGUCACAAAUUGUUCAAAUGAUUAUUGGUGCUAUUGUUACAUUCUAUGCAUAUUAUGUACGACAAAUCAAAGGUCAACAAUGUAGCAUUUCAUUCGAUCGACUUUAUGCCGGUUUAGCAAUCUAUAUUUCAUAUUUAAUGUUGUUUGCCAAUUUUUUUAUCAAAUCAUAUUUCUCAUCGAAACCAAAAACUAUUACUAAUGUCGAUAUAAAGAAAACUCAAUAAUCUGAAAAAAAAAAGAAA
Molecule: messenger RNA, 1400 nt
Organism: Dermatophagoides farinae (American house dust mite)
Lineage: Eukaryota; Metazoa; Arthropoda; Arachnida; Sarcoptiformes; Pyroglyphidae
Source: RefSeq, a predicted model, not a curated record